UUUGAGAUCUCCCACUCCCAGUUUGGGAUCUCCCACUCCCAGUUUGGGAUCUCCCACUCCCAGUUUGGGAUCUCCCACUCCCAGUUUGGGAUCUCCCAGUCCCAGUUUGAGAUCUCCCACUCCCAGUUUGGGAUCUCCCAGUCCCAGUUUGGAGUCUCCCACUCCCAGUUUGGUUUCUCCCAGUCCCAGUUUGGAGUCUCCCACUUCCAUCCCAGUUUAGGAUCUCCCACUCCCAGUCUGGGGUCUCCCACUCCCAGUUUGGUUUCUCCCACUUCCAGUUUGGGAUCUCCCACUCCCAGUUUGGGAUGUCCCAGUCCCAGUUUGGGAUGUCCCACUCCCAGUUUGGGAUGUCCCAGUCCCAGUUUGGGAUGUCCCACUCCCAGUUUGGGAUCUCCCAGUCCCAGUUUGGGGUCUCCCACUCCCAGUUUGGGGUCUCCCACUCCCAGUUUGGGGUCUACAAGUCCCAGUUUGGGAUGUCCCAGUCCCAGUUUGGGAUGUCCCACUCCCAGUUUGGGCUCUCCCAGUCCCAGUUUGGGAUGUCCCAGUCCCAGUUUGGGCUCUCCCAGUCCCAGUUUGGGAUGUCCCACUCCCACCCGGGAUCUUCAUCCACCCCCCUCCUCCUCCUCCUCCUCCUCCUCCUCCCGUUCCCCCGGGACCUUCAUCCACCCACCCCGCCCUCCUCCUCCUCCUCCUCCGCUAUCCCCGGAAAAACUUUUCCUCCUCCGUCAUCCCGGAGCCUUCAUCCACCCCCGCCCUCCUCCUCCUCCUCCUCCGUCAUCCCGGGACUUUCAUUCCUUUCCUCCCCGUCAUCCCGGGACCUUCAUCCACCCUCCUCCUCCUCCUCCUCCUCCUCCUCCUCCCAGCCGUUACCCGGGACCUUCCUCCCUCCUCCUCCUCCUCCCGCUCCUC
Molecule: messenger RNA, 909 nt
Organism: Pipra filicauda (Wire-tailed manakin)
Lineage: Eukaryota; Metazoa; Chordata; Aves; Passeriformes; Pipridae
Product: leucine-rich repeat extensin-like protein 5
Exons: 3
Source: RefSeq, a predicted model, not a curated record